Molecule: messenger RNA, 750 nt
Organism: Closterium sp. Naga37s-1
Lineage: Eukaryota; Viridiplantae; Streptophyta; Zygnematophyceae; Desmidiales; Closteriaceae
Source: the annotation of a GenBank genome assembly
AUGGUGCUGUGCUGCCCGCGUCCUCCCUGCUCGCCGCCAACCGCAGCUUCUGCUUCCUGCUCUCCUCACUCCCCUUCCCUUCCUCUGUCCGCAUCUCACCCGUUAACCUCACCUGUUACCGACCUACGAGCUUUUCCUUCCCCAUUCACUGCAGGCGCGCUGGCCAGUAGUGUCCAUGGUGGUGGUACCACUCAUCAUCUGUCACCCACGCGUUUCCCACCUCUUCUUCCUUCCCUACACACUGCAGGCCCCUUGGCCCCUUGGCCAGUAUCCGCGGUGGUGCCCCCAUCCGCCCUGCAGGGUUACAACCUAUCCGCGGUGGUGCCCCCAUCCGCCCUGCACGGUUACAACCGUCUCUUCCGCUUUCUCCUCGCCGCCAGGCGCACCCACCUGCACCUCGCACUCGCAUGGUCUGCCCUGCAGGCGAAUCUGGGUCCCCAAUACACACUUCACUCCCACUCGCAGCUGACACGGGGACUGAAGGUGGAGGGGACAAUGCUGCAGCGCGUGCACUGGCUGCGGCAUCGCAUGGCGUGUGCUGUCACUGCCAUCCUUGACCAUGUUGCAUACGCAAAGGGAGGUGUGUGGGUGUGCGUGCAUGGCUUUCCAUCCUGGCUGCGGCAUCGCAUGGCGUGUGCUGCCAUUGCUAUGUUCGGCAGUGUGGCACAUAUGCCUUACCUCUUCCCAUUGAUUCCUAUGCCCUCAUUUUCUUCAUCCGAACCUCCCUCCCCUCCCACCAACCUUAAGUGA